Molecule: messenger RNA, 817 nt
Organism: Priapulus caudatus
Lineage: Eukaryota; Metazoa; Priapulida; Priapulimorpha; Priapulimorphida; Priapulidae
Product: enteropeptidase-like
Exons: 5
Coding region: 128-817 (229 amino acids)
Molecular function (GO): protein binding
Source: RefSeq, a predicted model, not a curated record
GCUGCUAUGUUGUGACUUCAUGGCGGUUCUGCAGGUUUCCUCUGUAGAAUGUACACACGCCAGGUCUGACUCCUGGAUGUACCCACCGCGUUUAUCGUGACAUAACAGACGAGUACGGCACAGCGCCAUGGGCGAAUGCCAUCGCAUGAAAUGUUGUCUUUGUGCAAAGGUGUCGCGAUACGAGAGGAUGCUGUCAACCUCUGGAUGGCUCAUCAUAUCCGCGCUACUCACUUCCGUGUCUGGCAAGGAGAGCAGAUCAUUUUUCCUCCAUGAGUUCGGCUACACUGCCUGCAGCAUGGCGAAAAUAUAUGAGAUCGACGGAGCCGUCGUGCGCACGCACGUGGGCCCCGACACGCCGUAUCCUAGCUACCCGACGACCUGCGACCUACAGUUCGAAACCCGGACGAACCGGAAACGGUUUAUGAUCCGGUUUGACUUGCUCGAUAUAAACGACUGCGAUGACGUGCUGACCGUGUGGAACGGUUACAUAGCAGCGCAAAGAGUUCUGGCCACGAUCAGCUGCGAGAACAAGACGUCGGAUGUGCUGUAUACGUCCAGCAGUCACCUGGGUCUAUCGUUUACAACGAACAGCGGUGGCGCUGAAGGAAAGGGCUUCGAGGCCGUCAUCACAGCCUUCGACGAUGGCGUUAACGAUCCGAAAAAAUGCUUCUACGGAGACUUUCACUGCGACAACGGCAAAUGCAUCGAUGCAAAGCUGAACUGUGACCUGAUCAAUCAUUGCGAGGACUGGAGCGACGAGCGGGGAAACGCUGACUGCGCGCAUCAAGAAGUGAAUCUGUGCAACGUGACAGACUAA